Cryptomeria japonica (Japanese cedar) is the source of this 1572-nucleotide messenger RNA. Its product is annotated as glutamate receptor 3.5-like. The record is from RefSeq and is a predicted model, not a curated record. Lineage: Eukaryota; Viridiplantae; Streptophyta; Pinopsida; Cupressales; Cupressaceae. The transcript is spliced from 3 exons. Bases 1 to 1572 code for a protein of 523 amino acids.
AUGGAUCGUCCAUCAAUAAAUAUAGGUGCUAUAAUUGCGUUCGAUACAGUUAAUGGAAAAAUAGCGAGGACUGCUAUUGAAUUGGCAGUCGAAGAAGUAAACAGAAACACCGGCGUUCUGAAUGGCACGCUCCUUAACAUUCAUAUCCGAGAGUCCACACAAGAUGCACUUACAGGCGCUUCUGCAGCGCACAUUCCAAUUGUAACAUUUGCUGCAACGAAUCCAUCUCUAUCGAUGCAUCGACACCCUUAUUUCAUUCGUAUGGUGCCCAGUGAUACAAUACAAAUGAGGGCAACAGCAGAGCUGAUACGAAACUAUAGGUGGAGGGAUGUGGGGCUUGUGUACGUGGAUGACGACUGGGGUACAGGAGUGAUCCCCGCCUUAAACGAUGCCUUACGAGACGUCGAGGCAAAAAUUAUUUUCAAAGCUGCAGUUUCACCCAGGGCCGAUAUAUCCGCAAUUCAAACGCUUCUUCAGGAUGAGGUGAUGAAGCUGGCGUCUCGAGUGUUCAAUGUGCAUUUGCAUCCUGAUUUGGCUCUAAGCCUGUUUUCCGAGGCGUACAAAUUAGGGAUAAUAAGCAGUGAUUAUGUAUGGAUCAUUACCGACGGAUUGGCCAGUCUACUGAAUUCCAUCAACGCUACUUCUCUCCUCUCUAUGAAUGGUGUGUUGGGGGUAAAAAGAAAUCUCACACAAACCGACGAGUCAAGGCUGAAUACAUUUAAUAAAAGAUGGAAGCAGCGGUUUAAAGCCCAGAAUCCUACAAUACCGAGCCUGAAAUUAAAUUCCUGCGCUCUUGUUGCAUAUGAUACAGUGUGGGCAAUUGCUAUUGCAAUCGAUAAUCUCCUGCGUAUGGAGUUAUUUAAUGGCAGUUUCUCAGCGGCCUCUACCAGCACCAAGUUUUUGAAUUUCAAGGUUUCUGACAGUGGAGAGCAAUUGCUUUAUCAAAUCCUAGAGACAAACUUUCUCGGCCUGAGCGGCUCUGUUCGAGUAAGUCGUGAAAGGGGAGAACCUUCGGAGUGCUUGUAUGAUAUAAUCAAUGUCGUCGGAAGUAGUUAUGAGGUCAUUGGGUUGUGGAUAGAAAAGGGCAUGAAUAUUGCUUUUAAAAAAGUGGUUAAUUGGAGCGGUGUAUCGAGAAAAACGCCACGUGGAUGGGUGAAACCUGUGCCAGGGCAAAAACUGAAAAUAGGGGUGCCUUGGCAACCAGGAUUUGCACAAUUGGUCAGCGUAAAACCAGUCCAUGCCAACACAGUUGCACAAAACCAGACUUAUGAGAUUACAGGCUUCUGUAUUGAUGUGUUAAAAGCGGUGCUCAGGAGAUUGGAUUAUGAAUUGCUCCAUGAGUUGAUACCUUAUGGAUCUGGCAAUAUUACUUCAGGCUACUACGAUGACCUCGUCUACCAGGUCUAUAUUCAGAAGAGUGAUCGAGUGACCCAUGGGCCGUCUUCCGCCCUUUCACCCCAGCCAUGUGGAUUACUACUGUUGCAUUUUUCGUCUUCACAGGAGCUGUUGUUUGGCUUCUGGAACACAGACGAAAUAGGCAAUUUCGAGGGAAGCCUCGGGAACAAAUCUUGA